Messenger RNA from Phymastichus coffea, 4176 nucleotides. RefSeq lists its product as uncharacterized. Gene Ontology annotation, biological process: DNA integration. The record is from RefSeq and is a predicted model, not a curated record. Gene Ontology annotation, molecular function: nucleic acid binding. Lineage: Eukaryota; Metazoa; Arthropoda; Insecta; Hymenoptera; Eulophidae.
AUGGAUACUGAACAGCGCAUAAUGCAAUUGGAGCAAAGUUUCAACGAGUUGGAACGCUCUAUUAACACACUUGACGCGAUCCUUAAGCAAGGUUCGCCGGACGUAACCGUCCUGGAAAUGCGAGCGUCGGAUCUUGCAUAUAUUUUCGCCGAGUACUCGAAAAACCACGAAGAGUUGAAGCGACUCGACCCCGAUCAUCCGAACACUGCAAAGUUCAUCGAUCUCGACAUCAAAUAUUACACGGUCGCGGCGGAAGUUAACAAAUUGAAUAAAAACGCCGCACCCAAUCCGCUCGCGAAUUCUACGGCGCUAAACUCGUCAUUCUCGUUUGCCGAGAAAACUACCGUGGCCAAAAUCGCGGCGAUUCAAGUUCCCAAUUUUGACGGCAGUUCCAAAAAUUGGGUUUCGUGGAAAUCAAGUUUCAAAGCACUGAUCCACGAACGUCCUGGGAUGGCGCCUAGCGUUAAAUUAUCUCAAUUACAAUCGUCAGUCUCAGGCUUAGCUCAAAAGGUCAUCAGUCGGUACGAGGCUACCGACGAGAAUUAUCCCUUAGCGUGGACAGAUUUAUGCAACGCUUACGACCAGCGACGAGUGAUCGCCAACGAUCACCUCGAUGCUCUCUUGAAUUUGUCCCCUCACGCGAAACCUACUGCUGAAACAACCGCCGAAUUAAUGUACACGGUUCGCCAGCACGUUAGUAUGUUGGAAGCAAUGGAGAUCAACAUAGGUGAACAACUCGUAGCUCGUAUUCUCGAGAGAUGUCUGCCCGCGGGAAUCUUGUCACGAUGGGUCGAUCGACAAUCGAGCAACAAGCUGUCCGAGUUCUCGAAAUUGUGCGAGUUCGUUCAGGAUUCCGUAUUCAAGCAGCGCGAGAUGGACGAGCUGCCUUCUAGGAAAAAUGCCGCAAAGAGAGCAGCAAAUAGCAACGCAGCUUAUCCAUCGAAGAAAACAUCUUUCGGUUGGAUAGCAGCCGGAGGAUUGAUAACACCGUCUAAGGUCGUUUCUUGUAACGUGGUGAGGUUAGAUCAGUUACUCGAAAGAUUCAUGGCUAUGGAAGACCUCGACUAUCAGCCAGUCAAGGCUGACGAGGAUAUAGCGUGUGAAAGGUAUUACGUUGAGACGACUACUCGUGAUAGUUCAGGGCGUUAUACAGUUAGGCUACCAUUUAGGGCCGAGAAAUUUGAAUUAGGUUCUUCUAAACAAAGAGCCUUAAAGCGACUCAAAGCAUUAGAACGCAAGUUUGAAACUAAUCCAGAUUUCCGAGCUCAAUAUGAGAAAGAAAUUAAUAGUUAUUUGGAAUUAGGUCACAUGACGUUGUGUGAUGACGAUUCCGAUGACGGCUAUUUUAUGCCUCAUCAUGCUGUAAUCAAAGAAUCCAGUGACACGACGAAAUGCAGGGUUGUGUUCGACACAUCUGCGGACUCUAAGAAUGGCACUUCACUCAACAAGAUCUUGUUGACUGGGCCUACCAUGCAGGCGACCAUUCCUCAACAAAGCUUGCGUUUCCGUGAUCAUCCUUUCGUUAUAACUGCGGACAUAGAGAAAAUGUAUCGGCAGAUAUGGAUUCAUCCAGAUGAUAGGAAAUUCCAAAAAAUCUUGUGGUACCACGAAGGUAAAAUUCGAACAUUCAUCAUCAAUGUCGUAACUUUCGGAGUAAGAUGUGCUCCAUUCCUAGCAAUUCGAACGCUACAUCAGUUGGCAUCCGACGAAGAGGUCGAUUUCCCAAGAGCAGCUAAGCUGCUUCGUAAAGACUUCUACGUCGACGAUUUCAUCUCAGGCGCGGAUUCUUUGGAAGAAAUUCAAGCAAUCCACGACGAGAUGAUACAACUCUUGGGUCGCGGAAGAUUCGUCAUUCGUCAAUGGGCAUCUAACCAUCCCUCAGCUUUAGAUAACAUCGAAAAAAGAAUAUUCGAUUUAGAUUGCGGAAUCCAAGGAAACCCUGUAAAAAAGACCCUUGGAAGCGUUUGGGAUACAGUAAGGGAUGUCCUUUCUUUCGUCGUUAACGCCGAAAAUCCACAAUCGGUUUCUACCAAAAGGAAACUCGUGUCACAAAUAGCGAGAAUUUUCGAUCCUUUAGGUUUGCUAGGCCCCUUGAUACUCUAUACAAAGAUUCUAAUCCAGGACUGUUGGAAGGCAAAGAUUACGUGGGACGAAUCCCUUCCUCAAAACAUCCAUACAAGAUGGAUUCAAUUAGCCAACCAGCUUUCCGAUUUGGAAUUACUAGAGAUCCCAAGAUAUUUGCGAUGCGAUAAUCCAGUCUCGGUCGAAAUCCACGGAUUUUGUGAUGCCUCUCUAAAUGGAUAUGGCGCUUGCCUUUUCAUCCGCUCUUCCGAUUCAUUCGGAAAUAUCACUAUCCGAUUAGCUUGUAGCGAAUCAAAAAUCGCUUCAAUGAGCCAUCAGACCAUUCCAAGAUUGGAACUAGCUGGUGCCGCGCUUCUGAAGAAGUUGUACGUAGAGUCAAGGGAUCGGCUGGUGUCUCCAGUUCAGCGGGUAUUAUUCUGGUCAGAUUCAACAAUUGUUCUUUGCUGGUUAAAAAGGGCACCUCAUAUGUUACAAACAUACGAGAGCAAUAGAGUAGCGGAUAUUCAAAAAUUAGGUAAUGGCGUUGAAUGGAGACACAUCCGUUCAAAGGAUAACCCAGCUGACCCGUUGUCUCGAGGACAACUGCCAACCGAUUUGAUAAACAACUCCCUCUGGAAGUCGGGCCCUCCGUGGUUAUCUUCUUCUGAAGACAAAUGGCCUCAGUCGCCGUCCACCCAUCCAAGUAACCUAACAGGUUUUAAAGAAGGAAUCGUUUUAUUCACAGCUGCGGCUGGAAGCACAAUUUACUCUCGAUUUUCCGAUUACGGUACCCUUAUUCGGUCGGUAGCGUAUUGUCUUCGGUGGAGGGGUAAGAAACUUCCAAACGACACUCCUAGUACUGAUAGGUCAGUACGGGGAAUUCGUUAUCUAUCCCCUGCCGAGAUAGAUAACGCUGAGCAUCUCGUUCUUCUACUAAUCCAGAAAGAAAGUUUCGAACCCGAAAUUAAAUCGCUCAAACGAGAGGGAGACAAAAACCCAAAGAAAGCUGUAGUUUCUUUUAAGAGUCGAACGAAAUUCGACGAACUCAAUCCUUUUCUCGAUAAUAACAGUUUGAUUCGAGUGGGCGGCCGCUUGAAGAGAUCCGAUCUUCUUUUUAAUCAAAAGUAUCCGAUCUUACUUCCUAGCAACCAUCACGUGUCGGAUCACAUUCGCGACGCUCACAAUCGAACUUUGCACGGUGGAAUUCAAUCCACUCUCUACACCGUACGCGAAAGAUUUUGGAUACUUAAUGGUAGAAAUCAGAUUAGGCAUAUAAUACAUCGCUGCGUCCCAUGUAUUAAGCAAAGGCCAAAAUUUCCUCACGCUAAGAUGGCAGACUUGCCAGAAUCUCGCGUAACUCCUGGCUUCGCAUUUAACAAGGUAGGCGUAGAUUUCUUUGGUCCAAUUCUAAUUAAAGAAAAGAAAGAGAAAAAUCGAAGUUUCUUGAAGGCAUACGGAUGUGUCUUUGUUUGCAUGGCCUCCGAAGCUGUUCACAUCGAGCUAGCUUCCGGCCUUUCUACUGAAGAGUUUCUCGCAUGUUUCCGUAGAUUUAUCAGUAUACGAGGCAAGCCUCAAACUGUAUACUCUGAUAAUGGAACAAACUUUGUAGAAGCCAAUAACGAACUUCGAAAGAUUUACGAAUUCCAUUCCACACCCAAGUUUGAAGAUUCUGUUCAGCAGUACGCCAUUUCCGAACGAAUCAAAUGGGAUUUCAAUCCACCUAUCUCUCCACAUUUCGGUGGACUGUGGGAAGCCGCAGUCAAAAGUUUUAAACACCAUUUAAACCGUGUCAUUAACGGUCAAAAGCUCACGUAUGAGCAACUCGAUACAUUACUUACUACUGUUCUAAAUUCGCGACCAUUGUACGCAAUUUCCGCCGAUCCCAACGAUUCGCUUGCGAUAACUCCGGCGCACAUUCUGACUGGGCGUCCAUUCAAUUUUUUACUAGAAAAGGAUCUCCUUUUGAUUCCAGAUAAUCGACUGAGCAUAUACGAGCUCAUCUCCAAGGCUAGGCAGGACUUUUUGUUGGAAAAUAGGACAAUACGCUGUAGUUCCAUCGGGAAUAUUUUCUCUGUAUUCGGACUCCAAGCUCAAAUCUACUGGAGCGGUCUUUAA